This is a messenger RNA of Osmia bicornis bicornis, 1237 nucleotides long. RefSeq lists its product as uncharacterized. Lineage: Eukaryota; Metazoa; Arthropoda; Insecta; Hymenoptera; Megachilidae. The record is from RefSeq and is a predicted model, not a curated record. The transcript has 4 exons. Gene Ontology annotation, cellular component: extracellular matrix. The coding region runs from base 547 to 1233 and encodes 228 amino acids.
UUCGGAGAAAGUUGAAUAGCAAUGAAUAUACCAUUAUAAAGUUACUCGAAUUUUCUAAUUAAUACAUUAGAUUGCAGCAGGUGUUUUAUCGGUAUUGUAAUAAUAGCUCAUGCGCACAUUAUUUUCAACAGGUGAAGAUGUUCCCACGACUUCAGGUUGCGCAUCCCUUUCGUUGUACAUACAUACAUACAUACAUACAUACAUACAUACAUAGUAGGUACAUAUAAAGGAAGGCCCAAAAAAUGUAAGUGAACGUUCUCGUGCAUACCGGGUCCAUCGUAUGAAACGGGUCCCUAUAUGGAUUAAUCUAAUGGAGGAUGAUUCAAAGAUUCUUAAGAUCACCCUGUAUAAGUCGUAUAUAAGGAUGAGCUGGAUGCUGAUGUUCUAUUCUCUACAGAACCGUCGUCGUGAAAGAAAGUUCCGUUAGAUUUCUUUCAAAAUUUCAAAAAAAGUUCACUCGUCAUAAAUUACCUGUAAAUCCUUUAUUUAAAAACAUAUUUUUAUCCAAAGAUGUGAUUUAUCACGUUAAUCUUUUAAUCUUGAUAAAUGAUACAACAGAGAAAAGGACUUUGGAAAAGUGCAUCUUUAAUUAUUAAUUGUGAUAAUUGUAGUGUUGCCAAAAUGCGUUUGCAGUUUUCCAAAAGUGUUACCAACAAGGUUGUAAUUUUAUGCUGCAUUUUGAAGCUAACCAUCGCUGGUGUUCUUCAACAGCGGUUUCCUUGUGCACCAGUUGAUGCAAUUACUGGAAAUGGUGCCGCAGUACCAGUGGCUUGCGCCCUGAAAUCAAUCGGAAGUAAAGUAGAACCUGCGCUUCCGACUUACGUCAAGGUCACCGCUCCGAUCGCGUAUAGGCCAUUGCCGAAGACGUCGUCACUGGUGUACAUUGCCCCGCCAAUUUUUAAAACAGCCUCAGCUGUCGUUGCCACUGAAACAAAAAGCGAAAAUCAUCAACCGGAAUUCGCCGCAUACCCAAAAUAUUCCUUUAAUUACGGUGUCCUGGAUGGAUAUACAGGAGAUUCAAAGUCAGCCUGGGAAGAAAGGGAUGGUGACACUGUAAAAGGCGAAUAUUCUGUAGUCGAGGCAGAUGGGUCCAUUAGAACGGUCACUUAUACGGCUGAUGACCAUAAUGGGUUCAACGCUGUCGUAACAAAGAACGAACCGCCGAAGAAUUCGAGGCAAGAAGUUAAUGUGAAAAGAUUUCUACCGGUUACGAUUCUUCCCGAUUCUCAUUAGGAGA